AUGAACAUCUCAGACUACCCCCUGGAUCACCCCCAGCCCACAGCCCACCACUCUGCUGAGUACAUACAGGACCUUGUGUCACAAGAGGGACCAUCGACAUCUCAGGAGUUAAAGCCAGACCCGGACGGUAGGGCAACUCAAGAAGAGGGCUGUCCCGUGUGUGGUGACAGGGUGUCAGGAUAUCACUACGGUCUACUCACCUGUGAGAGCUGUAAGGGCUUUUUUAAGCGCUCUGUACAGAACAACAAGCGCUAUUCAUGUGCAGACGCACAGUGCUGCCCCAUGGACCCAGCCCAGAGGAAACGAUGUCCUUACUGCCGCUUUCAGAAAUGUCUAGCUGUUGGCAUGAAGAAAGAAGCUGUACGUGCGGACAGAAUGAGAGGUGGCCGAAACAAGUUUGGACCUCUAUACCGACGGGACAGGCAUCUGAAACAGCAAAGGGGGACCUACUACCAGACGAACACUGUCCCCUACAGGGUCAAAUUUGAGGGACCACAAGCACUGGUACCUACCACGCCUCAUGAUUUUCAUGUCCUCAACCCCUCCCCUGCGUCUCUUGGCUCUGACCAUUACCACCCACCUCAGCCCUUUCAUCCCAGCAUGAGCCAGUCCGAGUUUCCCAUGCUGUUGGACUGCACCAUGCCCAGAGACCGGACACUGUCUGAUCCAUCCCUACCUUUCCAUACGCUGUGCUAUCCAGGCUUCCAAGGAUAUUCUCCUGAGAAAAGAGAGCUCCCUUUUAGCUAUAGCUCUGCUUCUGUGACACCCCCUGCUCCAAUCUCUCCUACUGUUCUCUCCACACCUGCACCUACACCCACUGCUACACUCACGCCAACCUCAACUCCAAGCUCCACUCCAACUCCAGCACAUAACCUGAUACCCAGUUCAACGCCAACCCCUAGUUCAUGCUUCCUAAAAGAGCUCCUACAGGCUGAGCCAGAUGAGAAGCAGCUCUGCAUGCGGGUGUUAGCAAGCCUCCAAAAAGAACAGGCCUGCCGCGGAAAACAUGACUGCCUCAACACCUUCAGCAUCAUGUGCAAAAUGGCUGACCAGACUUUGUUUGGACUGGUGGAGUGGGCAAGAAACAGCACACUGUUCAAGGAGCUCAAGGUGGAGGAUCAAAUGGUGUUACUGCAGAGCUGCUGGAGCGAGCUUCUUGUUCUGGAUUACUUAUGUAGGCAGGUGGCUUAUGGGAGAGGUGGCAGCAUCUGUCUGAUUACUGGACAACAGAUUGAAGUAUCAACCAUCCUCAGUCAGGCUGGAGCAACUCUUAGUAGUUUGGUGUCCAGAACCCAGGACCUUGUCUCCAAGCUUAGGUCACUACAGCUAGACAGAGAGGAGUUUGUGUGUCUCAAAUAUCUGGUUCUCUUCAAUCCAGACAUUAAAUCAGUACUGGAUCAAAGGCAGGUAGAACAAACUCAAGAGCGUGUAAACAAGGCUUUGAUGGACCACACUAUGCAAACCCACCCAGGUCACCCUGACAAGUUUGGACAACUGUUGCUCCGUCUACCAGAGGUGCGCAGCAUCAGUCUACAGGUGGAGGAAUACCUGUAUCAGCGCCACCUGCUGGGAGAUUUGCCAUGCAACUCAUUGCUGACUGAAAUGCUUCAUGCCAAGCACACAUGAGACAAUCAAAAUA
Carassius auratus (goldfish) is the source of this 1639-nucleotide messenger RNA. RefSeq names its product nuclear receptor subfamily 5 group A member 2-like. Gene Ontology annotation, molecular function: nuclear receptor activity; zinc ion binding; RNA polymerase II cis-regulatory region sequence-specific DNA binding. The transcript has 7 exons. Gene Ontology annotation, biological process: tissue development; regulation of transcription by RNA polymerase II; hormone-mediated signaling pathway. The record is from RefSeq and is a predicted model, not a curated record. NCBI's taxonomy places the organism in Eukaryota, Metazoa, Chordata, Actinopteri, Cypriniformes, Cyprinidae. The coding region runs from base 1 to 1626 and encodes 541 amino acids. Gene Ontology annotation, cellular component: RNA polymerase II transcription regulator complex.